This is a messenger RNA of Salmo salar (Atlantic salmon), 6075 nucleotides long. RefSeq names its product growth/differentiation factor 6-A. Gene Ontology annotation, cellular component: extracellular region. Gene Ontology annotation, molecular function: cytokine activity; growth factor activity. The record is from RefSeq and is a predicted model, not a curated record. Gene Ontology annotation, biological process: BMP signaling pathway. Lineage: Eukaryota; Metazoa; Chordata; Actinopteri; Salmoniformes; Salmonidae.
GUAGCCACUCAGUGUCAGCCAAAUCCAUGAUAUUAACACAAUCUAAAGAGCAAAGGGGAGUUUCCAAAGUAAUCAAACCCGUCCAACUUUGUCAUUUACAGCUUUAGACCACUGAAAAUGGAUCCUAUUAGGGCUGCUGCUCCUUUGCUAUGGUUUUCCCUGUGCUUUGGGAAUAUUAUGGAGGCAGCGGUACUUGGAUCAUUGCAGUACCCCUCUAGCGCAGAUGAUAACGGGCUUGUUUCACAUCUGGAUGAGCAGAGUCGGAGAAAGCCGACCGCGGUGUCCAGGAAAGACCCUCCGAUAAAUGAUACUAUCGUCCCCCAUGACUAUAUGGUAUCGCUAUACAGGACACUCUCUGCAAUAGAGAGAAGAGGUCUUAACAGCAGUGUUCCUCGCUCCGCAAGACACGCCAACACGGUGACCAGUUUCGUGGAUCAAGGAAAAGAUCCCUCCUCCUGGGGAAGUGGCCAGCGCUAUCUCUUCGACCUCUCCAGCCUGUCCAGGACAGAUGAGAUUGUGGAGGCAGAACUGAGGAUCCUGAGAAAGCCACCGCUGGAUCGCCUUCCUAUGCUGACGUGGGGCAGGAACCUUUAUCGCCUCCUCCUCUACACAUGUUCCUCCAAGGGGAACUCUGGGAGACGGCUGCUGGACUCCAGGACAGUCGACGUUCUGGACCGCGAGCCUCCCAAAUGGGAUGUCUUUGACGUGUGGGCCAGCGUGAAUGCUCGGCGGAGGAGCCACAGGACAGCAGCGGGCAAUGGCCUCCUCGUGGCCUGCUUUGACCUGCUGGUUGUUUCGGAGUUGACCAAAGAGGCAGCCAACCCUCUUACAGUAGGGCUGGGACGCCGGUCUCGGCAGCCCCAGGAGAGGGCCUUGCUGGUGGCUUUUUCUCGCACCCGCAGGAAAGAGAACCUGUUCAAGGAGAUCAGGGAGCAGAUGAAGGCAGUGCGCAGAGACUUGGGUUUUCUGGACCCUUCGGACCUCUCUGGUGACGUGAUUGGUCACCUACCCAGGCGACGCCAACGCCGGACUGCCCUUACCGGCCGAUCUAUAGGCGGAGCUGGUGGGGGAGGAGGGGGAGGUGGUGGUGGAGGAGGAGGAGGAAGGGGCGGUGGAGGCGGGGGGCGCAGGAAGACUCGCUGCAGCCGUAGGCCGCUCCAUGUCAACUUCAAGGAGUUGGGCUGGGACGACUGGAUCAUCGCACCGCUGGAUUACGAGGCGCACCACUGUGAAGGCGUGUGCGACUUUCCGCUGCGCUCACACCUGGAGCCUACGAAUCAUGCCAUCAUUCAGACACUUAUGAACUCUAUGGACCCUGACUCCAGCCCACCCAGCUGCUGUGUCCCCUCCAAACUCAGCCCCAUCAGCAUCCUCUACAUUGACUCUGGCAACAAUGUGGUCUACAAGCAGUAUGAGGACAUGGUGGUGGAGAGCUGUGGCUGCAGGUAGCAUAGCAACAGACAGGGGUGGUGGUGCUAGUCUUGCGUGGCGCUAGUCUCGUCAUUCUGGAAUUUUGGACUGGGGCUUGCAAAGAGCGGAGUCUGAUUGUUUUGUGGGAAAAUACGUUGGUGGUUUAAAGCGCUUCUUAACACUCGCAUCCCCCUAUCUCUUCCCCCUAAACCAGCUGUAUUUUGUGAUUUGUUGAAAAAAGUACAGACAAGUAUGCUCAUUACUGAUCUGCCUCUGCUUAAGGGGAACAUAAUCUUAUUUGCUGCUUAAUUUAUUAAAACGUGUCCAUUGAGCUGCCAUUUUAUUUCUUGAGCUCUUUAGCAUUUUUCUUUACUCAUAACAUGCUCUGGCUCUCUCUAGUCUCUCUCUCUCUGUCCCCAUGGCUCUGUAUGUUGCUCGAUUCUGUCAACUUCAGUAAAUGUCUGCUAUGCUUCUGACUUUGGUUCUAGAACACUGCUUUAGUAGUGUAUGAAACAUCAGCCCUAGCUUUGAAUUUACUGAGCAGCAGACAGAAUUUGUUGGGAUGAAUAAAACAAGCCCAGAUUUAUAGCGUUAUGAUAACAGUGUUAGAGUACAUUUGUGUGCCUAUAUGGAAAACUCAAAAUAACAUUGAGUCAAUUACUACUUCUCACAAGACAUCUGUCCAAUAAACUGCUCCCAUUGUGCUUGUUCUUACCAAAAAACAAAAUUUCAAAUGUAUGGGAGGACACAAUCAAAAAGGACUUUUGUAUAUUGCAGUUUGCAAUUGCAGCACAUAGCCUACACACUUCUUACUUAAGACACUACCGUCAUCUCUUGGACAUGGUUAAAAUAUAGUUUUUUAGAUAAAUGCUGCGCUUGGUGUUGUGAGCAAUAUGGAUAUUAUUAUUAAUCUUUUCAGCAGGACAGAGAAAGUCACCCAUUUUCUGGAGUUAUCAAAUCAAAUGUAUUUAUAUAGCCCUUCUUACAUCAGCUGAUAUCUCAAAGUGCUGUACAGAAACCCAGCCUAAAACUCCAAACAGCAAGUAAUGCAGGUGAAGAAGCACAGUGGCUAGGAAAAUCUCCCUAGAAAGGCCAAAACCUAGGAAGAAACCUAGAGAGGAACCAGGCUUUGAGGGGUGGCCAGUCCUCUUCUGGCUGUGCCGGGUGGAGAUUAUAACAGAACAUGGCCAAGAUGUUCAAAUGUUCAUAAAUGACCAGCAUGGUCAAAUAAUAAUAAUCACAGUAGUUGUCGAGGGUGCAACAGGUCAGCACCUCAGGAGUAAAUGUCAGUUGGCUUUUCAUAGCCGAUCAUUGAGAGUAUCUCUACCGCUCCUGCUGUCUCUAGAGAGUUGAAACAGCUAACAGAAAAGCUAACAGUUAUCUGCUGUAGAAAACCUCUGUCUAUCAGCCUUAGGAACAGUGAUCUUUAGUUAGGGGGAUGGUAAGGGUCCCAUUUACACUGCUAACUUCCAUCAGUAGCUGUGUGUCACCAUGCAUUUGCUUAUAUGCACUCUAUGUCAUUACAUAGAUCAUUACUAUGCAAAGAUCCAAGGUAUAUGAUAUGGAAUAUUUAACAGGAGGUAUGAAAGGCGACAUGGAGAAUUUCAAAUAUAUUUUUAUGGCACGAAGAAUGAUUUAUUAUUUCUUGCAACUGAGAAAAGUUCAAUUUUUUCAGGGUACGCUAUGUACUACAGCUGGUAAUGUAUAUGACUUAAACAAGCAGAUCCCAUGAUCACUUGAGAUUGAAAUGGCGAUUCAACUCCCUGUAAACAGCACAGAAAAAAUAGGCUAUAAUGUCCAUAGGAAUCCCUUGUUCAUCAGUGAAAUGGAAUAUUGAAAUUCACUUUUUAGCACUCCAGGUACUGAAUAAUAAGCACAUGAUUUUGCAAAAUAAUGUUGAUCAAACAGCUACAUGUGUUGGUCUUUGGAUGUCAUUUUCACUUAUUGAGUUUUAUUUUACAGUUCACUCUACUUGCAUAUUAGCCUGGUGGUCCAGAUAUGUUUGUGCUUUAGCCAACUUUUCCCUGCCGUGUUUGUUCAUUGUCAUUCCAAACGUAGGUAUCACGGCAAGACGUAAGUUGACACCUGCUUUCCAACGUGGUAAUUAAGUGUAAACUCCCCACUGUAUAUUAUUUCACAAAUCCCAGAUGAAUCACAUUAACACAAGGUAAAUAAAUAUGCACAUUCAAGACAUAGGAAAGAAAACUACUUGCAAUGAGUAAACUAGGCACAGGUCAUAUGUGAUGUCCCCAAGAGAGAACUCUUGCGCAGAUGUUUCAUAGUAUUGGUAAAAGCCUUUUGCUUUAAACUCUCUCGUGAACGCUUUGGUUGCAACGCUGUUUGUGGUAAAGUCAUAUCACUGAGUCUCAGUUUAAAUUGAAUUAUAUUUCCUGUCAUUCCAAAUGAAAAUCAAUUUCUUGAAUUGAAUUUGAGAUUAGCGAACUCUUCUGCAUGACCCUAGCCUGGUGUAUAGAGAUCUAUAGAUUCACCUUCUGCAUGACCCUAGCCUGGUGUAUAGAGAUCUAUAGAUUCACCUUCUGCAUGACCCUAGCCUGGUGUAUUGAGAUCUAUGGAUUAUUUUCUUGAAGUAGAUAUAUUUCCAUCUUUUUGCACAAAAGGCAAAUAGUUGAUACUUUGACUAAAGACUGCAUUUCUAUGUAUGGGGAGUAUUUGUCCUGAUAUACAAUAUGUGAGUCAAAUGUAAUGUACUAAUAUGAUAUUUGAGCGUUUGCUGCUUUUGUUUGAAAUUAUGUUUGUUAAAAUAUUUCAUUUACUUUCUAACCAAAAUCCAAAGCAGCUUUCUUGCAUUUUGUUCUACAUUUUUUCAUCCAAACCAGAGAUUGUUUAUUUUUUCCGGUUUUCUUUCACGAUUAUGUUAAACCGAUUUGGUUCUUUAUGAAUUAAACAAUAUCCAUCUAAAAUGACUAUAUUGGCAUUUUGAACUAAGGACUAUGCUCAAAAACAAACCGACCACAAGAAAAUAUCUGCUUGUGGUUUAUUUUAAAACAGCAGAGGAAAUUCAGUGGCACAAUCUCCAGGAAGCAGAUAAUACAGCUCCCCCAACAUCAUUGAUAUCACCUAACAGACAUUGAACAAUAGCAAAGUUUCCAUCAAUUUGCCAUCAUUUCUAUAAAUGUUUAAUACAAUUUAAACAUUAGUCAAAUAAAAAGGGGGCAUAAUGAUAUAACUUCCUGUAAACUCCCCUAUUGCACACAUUUUCUAAGAAAAGCGGUUACUAUUUUUCGCUGAUAGUCACAGUUCGCAUUUUCAAAAAAGAGUUACCCUCCUUUUUGAAGAUAGUUUCAACUGCAGUGACAUUCUGCUCAGUGGAAAACAGUUACCAUAGAAGCUUCUUGAUUAGCUUGUAUACACUUGAUCUAAAUUACAUAAAUAUGGCAAAGGAUAAUUAAACAAAAGUGUCAGGCAGAAAAUAAAUCCCAAAAGCUAAUGUAGUCCAGAGAGUAGCUCCUCUGGUAUGCUGUGCCUUGAUAUCAGAAACGUUUCUAUGUUUCUGCUUUGCUUGUAUCCGUGUCCUAUUACAACUACUUUGUACAAUUGCUUUUUUCUGUUUCUUUGUGAAUCAUCAUGCCAAACGCAUUUUCAUAAAAAUGUCAGGACAAGACAGUGACCGGAUUGUUCCAUACUUCAUUGCAUGUUUACUUCAGCAAGCUUGUCUUAGCACGUCCAUUGUCUUGAAAUAGUAUUCACACCCUGCACAGUUGUCACAUAUAGUUGCACAUUUUGUGACUGUGACUAAACUUAAAUCUGCUUGAAAAUCUGUGGCUGUAAAUCAAUGAUCACCAUUCAACUUGACAAAGAUUGAGCAAUUUUGCCAAGAACAAAUGACACAUGUUGGGAUGUGCUUUGAGUGUGUGGAGUGUUGUGUAAAUCUUUGGGGGAAAAUACCUCAAAAUCCCAGACUCUAAGCCUAAGGCAUCAAAAGGUGAAAGCUGUGCAAUGGUUAGGAUGGAUGUGUUUGGAGACUCAUGGAUGCUUCGUGAGUACAAAGUGUUGCUGUGAAUGUAUGACUGCAUUCUGUCUCGAGAUCUGCAUGCUUUAUUCUAAUUUAACCACAUUAUCAGUUGCAGCUUGAUCUAGCAAUGUUAAAGUUAGUAUCUGUUAACACUGACAUCUUUUUUUGUAAGCACAUUUAUUCAUUAUUGAAGUGAGAUUCUGAUAUGAAAUGCCCAGUACUUAACGUCUAUGCAAUGUGUAUUUCCCCAUCAUUUUGCUCCUACCUAUUCAAAUAUGCAGUCUUCCCCAUUCUUUGAAAGGGAAAUUCAGAAAAAGGUAACCUUUCCCUUUCCUUCCCCUCCUUUCCACAUUUAUUAUGUGGAUUUUUUGAACAAGAGAGCAUUUGCUUUCUGGCAAAAACCCAUAUGAAGUUCACAAACAGAAAUUGUAUGUAAGACAUGUAUGAGGAUUAUAGUACAAGUUAAAGCUAUUUUGUUGAAAAGGGAAUUGUUUGAGAUUUAACCGUUAGACGGCCAUUAGUUCUACAUGUGUUCAUGUUAAAUGCACUGUGUGUAUGUAUGUAUUCUAUGGGUUAUAAAGGUCUGUAAAUAAUGUCAUUGUAAAUUAACUGUAAACAGCUCUGUUCUCUUUUGGAAAUAUCUUAUAGUAGUAUAUAUUUGAAAAAUAAUAUGUAAGCACACUUUAUCCUCA